AUGACUAGCAGCAGUGGCUGGUUUAAGAGCCCUGGACAACCUGCCUUUGACCCCAUGCAAAAAACGACUUUGCCAGCUUGGACUCCUAGGCGGCCACCGUUAAAGAAGUCAGAGUCUCGGACUGUAAGGCCUAAAGGGCCACCUUCUAAGAACUGGAGUGCACCAAGAGGGGCACAAACUCCAGCAAUUCCUUCAAAGCAAGACCUAGCAGAUUUCAUUGCAAGAUAUGAACAGGGAUCAAUAAACCCAGUGUCUGCCUUAUAUCAGUUUGCACAAAUGCACCAGGCACAACUUGAGUUUAAAGAAACUAAUGUGGCAGGCAAUAUCAUAAGGCCUUAUUUUGCCAUUUGUGCUGUGAUAGAUGGAAUUUCCUACAAGGUAGGACAGGGAAAAAACAAGAAGGAAUCUAAAUUAAAUGCAGCUAAACUGGCUCUUGAUGAGCUGCUUUGCCUGAAGCCUGAAGAGUCAGGUCCUUCUGGUAUUCCUGCUGAGCCCCAGACAGAGACAGCAAAUACUGUUCAUGUUUCAAGGAUUGGUUUUGUAGGAGGACAGCUUAUAUAUCAAAAACUUUCACAAACACUUGAAGAAGUAUUUAACAGCCUGACUGCUCACCAUCCUGAGUACCAUAGUUGUGGCAGUUCACUGGCUGCCUUCAUCAUUAAAAAAGGCAAGUCUUAUGAUGUUGUAGCCCUAGGAACAGGAGAAUGUAAUUACAGUCAGUACUUUCAGCGUUCUGGAAGAGUGUUGCAUGAUAGCCAUGCCAUUAUUACUGCAAGGCGUUCUCUGCUCAGGUAUUUCUAUAGACAACUUUUGCUGUUCUAUAAUGAAAAUCCAGUGAGGGCAGAGAAAUCCAUAUUUUGCACAGCACCAGGCUCGAAGCUGCUUACCCUAAACCAAAAUACAACUAUCUUUCUCUACAUGAAUCAGCUUCCAAAAGGAACUGCUCAGUUAAAAUCAGAGCUGUAUCUCAAACCACAGUCUCUAUCUGCCUAUGAAGCUAAUGAAGAACUGAGUCUCCACAUUGUUGUAGAAGGCAAGACUUACCUAGCUGUGUGCUGUCCACGUAAAACUAUUAAAGUGACCAGUAUGUCAGCUAGUGACAAAUUAACUAAGUGGGAAGUGGUUGGAGUUCAGGGAGCAUUACUGAGUCACUUCAUUGAACCAGUGUACAUCAGCAGUAUUCUUGUAGGAAAUGGAAAUUGCAAGGAUACAAAAGGACUAGAAAUAGCUGUAAACCAGCGUGUUGAUGAUGCACUUCUAUCAAAGCUUCCCAUGCCUUACCUGGUCAACAGAUGUCACAUUCAAUUGGUGAACACUGCAUACCCAAUUCAGACAGAAUUUCAAUGGGAGUAUCUUAGUUUAAACUGGUCGUUGUCAGAUACAUCACUGGAAGUUGUGGAUGGGUUGAGUGGAAAAACCAUUGAAAGUUCACCAUUCAAAAGUGGCACUUCCAUGGCAAGUCGCCUUUGCAAGGCAGCAAUGUUUAGUCGUUUCAGAGCUCUUGCUAAGGAAGCAGAACGGAAUGAUUUGCUGCAAGUUGCAACAUACCAUGAAGCCAAGAUUCAGUCCAAGUUGUACCAAAGAGCUAAAAGUUUAGUGCAGAGUUUCUUGGAGCAACAUAAUUAUGGAUCCUGGAUUGUGAAGCUUCCGUGUAUGGAACAGUUCAGUAACUGA
Molecule: messenger RNA, 1674 nt
Organism: Indicator indicator
Lineage: Eukaryota; Metazoa; Chordata; Aves; Piciformes; Indicatoridae
Gene: ADAD1
Product: adenosine deaminase domain containing 1
Exons: 11
Coding region: 1-1674 (557 amino acids)
Biological process (GO): RNA processing; adenosine to inosine editing
Cellular component (GO): cytoplasm; nucleolus
Molecular function (GO): tRNA-specific adenosine deaminase activity; double-stranded RNA binding; double-stranded RNA adenosine deaminase activity
Source: RefSeq, a predicted model, not a curated record